GAGGCGCCGGGCGCGCGCACGCUCCCUUAAGUUUAACGGUCGCGAGAGGCCGCUCGCCCGACCCUGAAUUGGAUCGGCAGCCAGACUCUUGGGAGCUUAAAAUAUCUCACAGUUCUGAAUGUUAGCAACUGAAAAUGCCUGUAGAUGAUGGAGCAUCUGAAGAUGACUCGGAUUCGGUUUCUUCGAACAGUGAAAGAACCUACGCUUUCAAACAAGAGAGCAUAACAAUUUCUGUACACUAUGGAAGAUUUUGACCUGGUGCAACUCUCACAAAAAACUUCAUCUUCUGUAGAAUCUGAUAUAAAAAAUUCUCCCUACUCUCUUGGACUGAACUUAAGUACUAAUAGCAGUAGUCCCCACCUUAGUACAAAUGGGGUAUCCUCUUUCUCAGGGAAGACCAGACCAUCUGUAACUCAAGGGACAGUUGAAGUCCUAACCUCUUUAAUGCAAGAGCUACAAAACGGUGGGAAGACUGAUUUGGAACUUUGGAAAAACUGUGAGGCCAGGUGGUUACAGCUGUUCAGGUUGGUGGAGACCCGGCGCCAGGAACACACAGCUGCCCGGCGGGAACAGUUCCACAGCCAGCUUCAACGGAUACAAGAGGAGAUAAAAAAUUUAGUCAAGUUACAGAGCAGUAAUGCUUCGUGGGCUUCCGGUGAUAGAAGUUCUGUAAGCAAACACAUAUCUUCAGAAAGGCAGAUGGGUUUUUUUUCUGAAAACAGUGACAGAAAUGAAUCUGUUCUCAGUUACCCACAGUCUAAAGAACCUGACAUGCAGCAAGAAGCAUCCUCAUCACAGCCCGACUGCACUGUGGACAGUAGCUCAGUGAGCAGUGGGUAUGGGACCUGUUGUGUCUCCGAGCUAAACACCUGCACCUCGAAGGGCCCCCAGGAGUUCAUGGAGCACGCGGAGGCUCCUGCAGGGCAGUGUGGGGUGCCCGCGGUGCGGACCUCGUCUCUCGUGGACUGUGGAAAACACAAGCGUUUCUACAUACAUUCUCCUGAAGAAUUUGGUGCCUCAUUAAAGGAAGAUAUUGCCAUUUUUCCUGGUGAAUUUGAACACAGCUUUCUUGGUGAAAGUAAGAUUCUGGAAGUAUACGGUGGAAAAACAAAUAGUAAUAAAGCUAUAACAUCAUGGGCGCAAAAGCUGAAGCUGACCCACCCAAAGGGGGCACAUGCGGAAGGGGGACGUCCCAGAUCCUGGCAGGGAGCCGAGCAGCCCGGGACAGCGCCGCUGGAGAAAUCGGAGUUCGCUGCUGCUGCACAGCCUCGUGCUUUUUACCUCAGUAAACCGGAUGAAAGUCCCAAUUUUUGGAUGUCUGAUUCCAGAACAGGCCGGACUUACUGGGACCUGGAGGAGAAAGACACGGGCCGGUCUUUGCCUCAGCCCUCGGCCCCGCCGUGCGCCCCGCCCUCCUCCACCGGCACGCCGGCCAGCCAGUCUGAUGCCGGUAACGAGCCGAAGCUGCCAUCACUGAAGGACAUCUACCAUAGAAGGCACAGGGAAAGCAAGCAGUCACCCGAGAGGAGUCUCCCUGCUGCGUCCAGCCCAAACCAUCCGCCCGAGGUGCUGACUCUGGACCCAACGCUGCACGCGAAGCCGGAGCAGCAGGCUCCAGGGGCCCCACCCCCGGGCGCUCUGGGCGCCCUCCGCGGCAGGACGUCCUCGCCCGACUCUGUCCUGGCGCCCAGCGCUUCUGGCCGCUCUGACUUCGACUCCCUUUCACAAGCAAGUGACACCGCUUCUCUGUCGUCUGGGCUCCCGAGAUGCCCCCCGAAUGCGAAAGCCUCGCCGGCGCCCUCCUGGAGAGACCACGCCUUCCCCAGUGCCAGCCGGGCGAGCUCCACCUUCCCCUCCGUCUACACCGUCACCAGCGACGGCGGCUCGGGCGGCACCGCGGGAGAGGACAGCGCUGUGAUGGUGACUCCCGCCUCGGUCAGCCGGUCCCGGCUUCCGGGCGCCGCCCGCGACGUCCCAGAAUGCAUUUCCCUGGCGUCCCUGGAAGACCCUGUGCUGCUGGCCAACGUCAGGCAGACCCUGAAGGAAAAGCAUGCCCGGCACAUCGCAGACCUUCGAGCGUAUUAUGAGUCAGAAAUACACAGCUUGAAACAGAAGCUGGAGGCAAAAGAAAUUUCUGCAGUUGAGGAUUGGAAGAGAACCAAUCAACUUCUUGUAGACAGAUGCGGCCAAUUAGAUGGUGCUCUGAACGCAGCCACUAGUCGUGUGAGGACACUUGAAAGUAAGAACAACCUACUAGAAAGAGAAGUGAGUGAUUUCAGAGAACGCCUCAGGGCAGCCAGCAGCGCCUCCAGAAUCCUGCAGGAACGCAUCGAGGAGAUGAGGACAAGCAAUAAGGACAAAGACAACACCAUCAUCCGCCUGAAAUCUAGACUGCAGGGUUUGGAAGACGCAUUUGAGAAUGCCUACAGGCUCUCCGAUGACAAGGACGCCAGGCUAAAGCAGGAAAACAAGAUGUUUCAGGAUCUGUUAGGAGAGUAUGAGUCCCUUGGAAAAGAACACGAAAGAGUGAAGGACACAUUAAAUACAACAGAGAACAAAUUGCUUGAUGCACAGACUCAGAUUUCUGAUUUGAAAAGAACGAUUUCAAAACUUGAAGCUCAGGUCAAGCAAGUAGAGCAUGAAAACAUGUUAAGUCUCCGUCAUGAUUCCAGAGCUCCCGCGAGACCCUCACGUGCCAGCGCACUGGCUACCUCGGACGUCAGCAGGCGUAAGUGGCUGAUCCCCGGCGCGGAGUACUCCAUCUUCACGGGCCAGCCCCUGGACCCCCUGGACCCCCAGAACCGGGCUGCGGCCGGCCAGCCGGGGGAAAGCCGUGUUCCUGGGUGCCCUUCUCCUCCGGAAAAGGAUUCUCUACCCGGGAGCUCACCAGCAGACUUACCCAUGAAGAAACAGGGAGAGACUUCAGACGCACCCAUCAUGAGAGCUUUGAAAGAACUCGACGAAGAAAAGAUGUUUAAAAAUUGGGGCACACAGACAGAGAAAGAGGACACUUCGAAUAAAUUAGCGAAUCCUCGGCAAACGGAAACGUCUGUGGGAACAAGCCGCACCCCAGAGAAGUGCGCGCAGCAGAGGCACCGGAGACUGAGCUCCGCCGCGCAGAGGGCGUCAUCCUCGCCGCCUCCCCACCGCAGGUCCAGUGCUCCAGCGAAGAGAGAGAUUAUGUUAACACCGGUGACCGUGGCUUAUAGUCCAAAGCGGUCCCCUAAAGAAAAUUUGUCCCCAGGAUUUAGUCAUCUACUUAGCAAAACUGAAAGCAAUUCAAUUCGAUUUGAUAUACUUUUGGAUGAUUUAGAUACUGUUCCUGUGUCGACAUCACAACGUGCCAAUCCAAGAAAACUCCAGUUUCUUCCUCUAGAUGACUCCGAAGAAAAAAAAUAUUCUGAAAAAGCCACCGACACCCAUGUAAAUCCUAACUCGUCCCCCGAACUGUUGCCAAGUGGGGUGAAGGCGGCGUACGGGAGGCCGGCCUGGGGGACGGGCGAGCCUGGCGGCCAGCAGUGUGAGCCCACGCCCACGCCCACGCCCACGCAGGACUUCCAGUACACAUCGAGCAUCAGGACCCUGGCCGAAACUGAGCGGUUUUUUGACGAACUUACAAAAGAAAAGGACCAGAUUGAGGCGGCCCUCAGCCGGAUGCCUUCUGCUGGAGGACGAGUCGCUUUGCAGACGAGGCUGAAUCAGGAAGCCUUGGAGGACCGUCUGGAAAGGGUCAACCGAGAGCUGGGCUCCGUGCGCAUGACGCUGAAGAAGUUCCACGUGCUGCGCACCUCUGCCAACCUCUGAGGCUGUCGCAUUCAACUGAGACACUUCGCGCCGACGUGUAACUGCGCUCGGAGGAGGCAGACCGUUUUAUACUGUCGUGGGGCUGCACGCCGGACGUUUGCAAUCAUGCUAUUCUCGACACGUGCUGUUUUAUACUUCAGAUGGCCACAUAUUUUCAAGAUAUUUUUGUUACGCUCAGGAAUCUCUUGUAUAUUUUACUAUUUAAAAAGUAUUAUUUUUAAAUAGUAUAUGUCUCCAGUUUAUAUCAAGAAUAAGGAAGUGUGACCGGGAAGCAGCUUGUCCUAAGCAAAUAGUGCUCAUCCUUCUAGUUACCUUGGCGCACCAGUUGUAUAAAUCUUCCACAGCGUGAAUAUGAUUCUUUUAAAAAAUA
Messenger RNA from Molossus molossus (Pallas's mastiff bat), 4174 nucleotides. RefSeq names its product M-phase phosphoprotein 9 (gene MPHOSPH9). The record is from RefSeq and is a predicted model, not a curated record. Lineage: Eukaryota; Metazoa; Chordata; Mammalia; Chiroptera; Molossidae. The coding region runs from base 241 to 3804 and encodes 1187 amino acids. The transcript has 24 exons. Gene Ontology annotation, cellular component: centriole.